AUGCCCCUCACGACAUACCACUACACCUGCGGCCACACCCGCCGCAUCCAAGGCCGCGAAUGCCGUUGCGUCUACACCCAGCUCAUGCGCAUCAACGACACAAACUAUUUCUCCGACUCUCACAAAGGCUACGCGCCUUUCGACUACUCAAAUUGCCACCACAACAAGAGCGUCUACAGAACUUAUGAUUGCCGGGAUUGCAGACAUUACAGGGAGAGACUGGCGGCGAUGGUGAGGGUUGGGGAGAGGCCCGCUUUUUGGGAUCGGUAUAGGGGUGGGAGUUGGUGGUAUUUGAGGGGGCGGUGA
Molecule: messenger RNA, 306 nt
Organism: Zasmidium cellare ATCC 36951
Lineage: Eukaryota; Fungi; Ascomycota; Dothideomycetes; Mycosphaerellales; Mycosphaerellaceae
Exons: 1
Coding region: 1-306 (101 amino acids)
Source: RefSeq, a predicted model, not a curated record